Messenger RNA from Andrographis paniculata, 3409 nucleotides. Its product is annotated as cytochrome b561, DM13 and DOMON domain-containing protein At5g54830. Gene Ontology annotation, biological process: cytochrome complex assembly. Gene Ontology annotation, molecular function: heme binding. The record is from RefSeq and is a predicted model, not a curated record. Bases 424 to 3069 code for a protein of 881 amino acids. NCBI's taxonomy places the organism in Eukaryota, Viridiplantae, Streptophyta, Magnoliopsida, Lamiales, Acanthaceae. The transcript has a single exon.
AAAUGGAUUCAUCGUUCGUUGGUUCGUUCAGGUUCAUCUUUGGCUGCUAUCUGUCUGCACUUCCCUUCUUCAUUACUUUUCACCCUAAUAAAGAAUCCAUUGCUUGAGUGUAGAUUCGGAAACUGUUAAUGUGAAAAACCCCUAAUAUUGCGUCGUCGUCGUCAACCCUUUCCCAAAGCUUCUGCAAUUCGACUCCCUCUGCCCCCGGCAAUUCCAUUUCCGAUUUCCAGGUUGGUUUUUCUCCUCGAUUCCACUCCCAUGGGGUUUCAUACGCCUGGAAAUCGACGAUUCAGUCCGAUUUCUGCAUUCGUAUGAUGUCUAAUCGCAUAUCUGCAUCGAUUCAAUCUGCGUUCAAACGCAUCUGCAUAUUGGAUCCCUUUCAUUGAGUAAUCAGAUCUGCGAUCGAUCAUCGAUCCCCUUCCCAUGGCCCCAUCCGCGCUGUUCUUGUUGGGGCUUCUUCUUGCGUUUUUAAUCCGUUUCUCCCAUUCCGAUCUGGAUUCGGUUUGCCCUAGAACAAACACCUCCUUCCUGAACUUCACCUCGCACUUCACCAUGGUGCAGCACCAGCUCCGCGGCCGUUUCUCCGUCGUAGACGACUGUUCUUUUCGUGUUUCUCAAUUCGAUCUGCUUUCCGGCUCCGACGUCCACUGGUGGGGCGCUUCUGGACUCACCUUCCAAAACCUAACCGACGGUUUCCUCAUCUCCGAUUCCAGCCUUAAUGGAACUUAUCAGAACGAUAGUUUCGUUGUUCGUCUGCGCAGCAAUUUGACUUGGGAUCGAAUUAAAGUCGUUGCAGUUUGGGAUAUCCCCACAGCUUCUGAUUUUGGCCACAUUUUGUUGAGAAAUUCCUCUCUGAAUUCAACAAAGGUUCAGCCACAGCCUCCUACUGUGUUGGAAAAUUGUAAAGUGUUAUCUGAUAACUACAGGAUUAGGUGGAGUUUGAGCGAGGGAGGGGACGCCAUUGAUAUUGCCUUGGAAGCUGCAGUUGGAAUUCAGAACUAUAUGGCUUUCGGAUGGGCGAAUCCGAAAGCAUCCGGCUCGUUGAUGGUAGGCGGCGACGUGGUGAUCACAGGGUUCAAGGAGGAUGGAAUUCCAUUCGCUGAUGAUUUCUAUAUAUCGAAGUACAGUGAGUGUAUCGUCAACGAGGAUGGUUCAGCUCAGGGGGUUUGUCCAGAUAGUAUGUAUAAUGCGACAGGCUCGUUGGGGGCGACGAACAACAGCAGGUUAAUCUACGGGCACAGGAAGGAUGGAGUAUCAUUCAUACGGUAUAGGAGACCGUUGAAAACCAGCGACAGCAAGUAUGAUUUGAAUGUCAGUUCGACGGAUAGCAUGGUUGUGAUAUGGGCAAUCGGACCGAUCAAGCCUCCCGACAGCAUUCGUCCGAUUUAUCUUCCGCAGAAUCAUGGCGGGAGCUAUGGUCACUUGAGGCUUAAUAUAUCGGAUCGUGUAAACGAUUGUUUAGGACCACUGGAUGCUCAAGAUAAAGAGGAUCAAGAUGUUGUCAUUGCAGAUAAGAAGGAGCCUCUUAUUGUAUCGACUGGUUUAGCGAUGCAUCAUCCGAACCCCCCGAAUCCUGGGAAAGUUCUUUACAUUAACAAGAAGGAAGCUCCGGUUUUGAGAGUUGAGCGCGGCGUGAAGGUGAAGUUUUCGAUUCAGGCCGGGCACGAUGUGGCGUUGUACAUUACAUCUGAUCCAAUUGGCGGGAAUGCGACGUUGAGAAACAAAUCGGAGACUAUAUAUUUCGGUGGUCCGAAGGCUGAGGGUGUUCAAGCCAGCCCUACGGAAUUGACCUGGGCGCCGGAUAGGAAUACACCGGAUCUUGUUUAUUAUCAGUCGCUUUAUACGCCGAAGAUGGGCUGGAAAGUUGAGGUAGUCGAUGGCGGUUUGCCUGAUAUGUAUAACAACAGCGUGUCGUUGGAUGAUCAGCAAGUUAUGUUUUUCUGGACGCUAACGGAAGAGAGCUCUAUAUCCAUUGCAGCUCGGGGCGAGAAGAAGAGCGGGUAUCUUGCGAUUGGAUUUGGUCGCGAGAUGGUUAAUAGCUACGUUUACGUUGGUUGGGUUGAUGACAGCGGUAAAGGGAGGGUGAACACGUAUUGGAUCGACGGAAGGGAUGCGUCGAACGUGCAUCCUACGAAGGAGAAUUUGACGUACGUGAGAUGCAAAUCCGAGAACGGCAUCAUCACGUUGGAGUUCACCCGUCCUCUAAACCCGUCUUGCGAUGGAAAACCGGAGUGCAACAACAUCAUCGAUCCUUCGACUCCGUUAAAAGUGAUUUGGGCGAUGGGAGCGCAGUGGUCGGACGAGCAUUUGAGCGUACGAAACAUGCAUUCGUUGACGAGCAAGCGACCGAUGAGCGUUCUGCUAAAUCGAGGCUCCGCCGAAGCGGAGGAGGACUUGCGGCCCGUUCUAGCCGUGCACGGGUUCAUGAUGUUUCUCGCGUGGGGGAUUCUGCUUCCUGGAGGGAUCUUGGCCGCACGAUACUUGAAGCAUGUUAAGGACGACAGCUGGUUUCGGAUUCAUGUUUAUCUUCAGUACUCGGGAUUGGCUAUUGUUUUCCUCGGUUUUCUGUUUGCCGUUGCCGAGCUGCAGGGACUCACUUUCGCCUCCGUGCACGUCAAAUUCGGAAUGCUUGCGAUAGUGCUCGCGAUAGCGCAACCGGCGAAUGCGUACUUAAGACCCAAAAAACCGGCGAGUGGUGAGCCUGCUUCUCCGAGGAGACUUGUGUGGGAAUACACUCAUGUUAUAACCGGGCGAUGCGCGAUAGUCGUUGGAAUCGUUGCGCUUAUUACCGGGAUGAAACAUUUAGGAGAGAAAUACGGCGACGAGAAUGUUCACGGCCUGAGCUGGGCUCUAAUAGUCUGGUUCUUGAUGGGCGCCGCAACCGUAAUCUACCUGGAAUAUCGGGAGAUUAACAGACGACGGGGGAGAUUAGUCGGGAGAAGUAAUUGGGUGCUGGGCGACGGCGAGGAUGAGGAUAUCGACCUUCUGACCCCGACCCGGAUGGCGAACAAGGAUUCGAGAAUUUCGUCAGAGAGAAUGGAGGUUCAAUUAGAACCAUUGAACAGAUGAGGAUUCUUUUUGUAGUUAGUUACUGAUAUACUCGUAGUAGUCGAGCUCCGGUCGUGGCUUUCGUUGUUUUCUUAUUACAGUCUCGCCGAUAACGGAUACUUUAGAGGUAAGAGGCUCGAUCCUCUUGUUCUUGUUGCGCGAUUCGCGCAAUCUUUUUUGUGUUUUUUAUUUACAGAGAGCAAGUAGGCGUCGGCGUAACCCAUCUUGUAUACUACAAAAAGAGUCGUUACUGUUUGCUCGAGUAAUGCCCCGACACCCUCGACGAGGAUACGAAUGUAAGACAGUAGUUUAGAUUAUACAAUUCAGUGUUGUAUCGAUCGAACGAUCGAUGGUGAGUUAA